Molecule: messenger RNA, 6751 nt
Organism: Mytilus trossulus (common blue mussel)
Lineage: Eukaryota; Metazoa; Mollusca; Bivalvia; Mytilida; Mytilidae
Product: E3 ubiquitin-protein ligase RBBP6-like
Exons: 19
Coding region: 187-4794 (1535 amino acids)
Biological process (GO): protein ubiquitination; ubiquitin-dependent protein catabolic process
Cellular component (GO): nucleus
Molecular function (GO): zinc ion binding; nucleic acid binding; ubiquitin protein ligase activity
Source: RefSeq, a predicted model, not a curated record
CAGAUCCAAUCCAUUUAGUAUUGUGUCCAACGUAGUUUCACGAGAAUUUACGAGAGGAUUUUCCAGAAUGACGCCAUAUGCAAGGAUAUCACAAUGUGAAUGUCACGACUUUUUGUAGAAUUAGAACUUAUUUGCUGUAUUUAAUCGAAACAUAUUUUUCAUUUGAAGCUGUAACCCACUUCCAUCAUGGCUUGUAUUCAUUACAAGUUUAAGAAUAGUUUGGACUUUGAUUCCAUCACGUUUGAUGGCUUACAUAUUUCUGUAAAGGAUCUGAAGGAAUCCAUCAUGCACAGGAAGAAGUUAAAUGAUACAGAUAUGGAUUUACUCAUCAUAAAUGCAUUGAAUGCUAAAGCAUACAAAGAUGAAGAUGAAAUGAUUCCAAAGAAUGCCUCUGUGAUUGUAGCCAGGAUACCCAAAUCUGAUGCUCCCAAAUCAAAAGGACCUAAAACUUUGAAGGCCUAUAUAGAAGAUCCAAAGCCAGGACCGCAAGUGAAGUUACCAGAUCCAGUCAUUAACAAGGACAACCUUGCAGAGAUUGCUGAUUUGGUGACAGCAGUAGGAUCUGAAGAGGACAAGAUUAAAGCCAUGAUGUCGCAGUCCACUAAAGACUUUGAUCCAGCCAAUUAUCAGAAGAAGCUGCCCAUAGGAACACCAUCACCAUCCUAUAUAUGUUUUAAAUGUAACAAGCCUGGACAUUUCAUCCACAACUGUCCAAAUGCUGCUGCAAACACGGAAACAACUGGUUCCCCAAAAACAACAGAAGUAAAUGAUAUUAGAAUGAAGAGACCAACAGGAAUUCCUCAUACUUUCCUUACGGUUGCUAAGAAAUCAGAACCAGGAGCUAUGUCACUUGGAGGGGGCAGAUUUGCUGUGCCUACUAUAGAUCAGCAAGCAUUUAAGAAAGGAAAGAAAGAGAGACCCCCAUUUUUACCAGCUCUACCAGAAGAGAAGAGAGAGGAUGUGUCAGUACCUUCAGAACUAACAUGUUUAUUAUGUAAAGAUCUAUUAACAGAUGCUGUAGUUAUACCAUGUUGUGGAAAUAGUUACUGUGAUGAAUGUAUAAGAAAUCAUUUAGUAGAGGAUGAUGAUCACAAAUGUCCCACCUGCCAUGAGGAAAAUGUCUCGCCUGAUAAAUUAAUUAUCAACAAGUCAUUACGAGUCUCAGUAAAUAACUUUAAGAAUGAAACAUUGUAUCAGAAACCAGAAAAGCAGAGGUCUCCCUCACCCCCUCCGCCACCCCCACCAAGAAUAACACCUACGACCAGUACCCCAAUAGAAGUUACAUCAUCUCCACUAAGGUUAGAUACAGGUAAAACAAUAGAUUUAACAGCUGAACCUGAACCAGAAACACCUGUCUUAGACGAGAAUCAAGCUAUAGAGGAAAUGGGAAAGGGCAUUGCUGUUUUGAGUGGAAGAAAGGCUGUUACUGCAGAUCAAGACCAGACUUCUGCAACAAACAGAGUAGCUGAGUCUAAGUCUUCAGUAGAGAAUUACGUAGCUCCAGUACAAGUACCUAUACCAUCUUUAGGAGCAUACAGACCAUCCAUGCCACCUGUAUCUCUACCGAACACUAUGCUACCACCCCCAGGAUACAGACCCCCAUUGUUAUAUCCUCCUAGUCUGGUUCCUCCUCCAUACAGUGUACCUCCACGAUUUAUACCACCUCAGGUGUCCAAACCACUGUCAGAACAUGAAUUUUACAGAGAAAAGAAUAGACUUUUAAAAAACAAUCCAUUAGAUGAUUACACAAGACCACCAAUAGAAAAGGAAAAAAAGGAAACUAAAAUAGAAUCAAGGUCUAAAAGUCCAAAACUCAACAAAAUAUCCAAAUCUUCAAGAUCUAGGUCAAGAUCAAAAACCCCCAAAGCAGUUUCAAGAGAUAAAAAGUCAAAAUCACGAUCUCCACCACCAAAGAAACGUUCAUAUUCAAGAACUCCACCUCCAAAGAAACGUUCAUAUACUAAGAGUAGAUCACGAUCACCAUACAGGAAGAAAAAGUCAUUUUCAAGAUCACGUUCACGAUCUUUAACACCAAGGAGAAGUAGAUCACCAAGACCUAGAUCCUUUACACCAAGACCAAGGUCAAGGUCAUGGACACCUAAAAAAUUCAGGGGUAGAUCAAGGUCGUAUACAAGGUCACGAACAAGAUCCAGAACUAGGUCACCAAGAUUUAGAAGGAGGACAUAUUCCAGAUCUCCCCCAUUAAGACGAAGGUCAUAUUCUAGAAGUCUAACACCUAGAAGAAGGUCAUUUUCCAGAAGUCCACCACCCAGGAGGAGGUCAAAGUCCCCAUUUUUCCGAGGAAGACCUAGAUCUCCUGGUUAUUAUGGAAGGGACUGGUCACCACCGCCACCAUACAGAAGUUACAGGAGUCCACCGCCCAGAGGAUUCUCCCCACAGAGAUAUGGUCCAACACCUUAUGGUUUUGGGGGAAGAGAUUUUCCUGCUAGGUUUGACCAGAGAAUUUAUGAGGAGAUAUUUCAAGAUUAUAUAGCUAGAUAUGGUCUUCCUCCACCCCCACCCCCACCCUCAGGACAGUUAGAAAGGGGCAUGUAUUAUGAUACAAACAAAGGUGUAUAUAGGAGAGGAUCCAGAUCUAGGUCAAGGUCACCUAGAGGAUCCAAACGUGACAAGCCUAGGGAUCGUAAAGAUGACAAAUAUUCUAAAGGUAGAGACAAAGACAAGAAAACAGAUAAAUCUGAUAAAUCUAGUAAGACAAAAAGUAAAAAAGAUGAUGACAAAUCUAAAAGUAAGAAGGAAAAUGAAAAGUCUAAAGGAAGAGAGGACAAACCCAAGGAAAAGACUAAGGACAAGGAUAAAGAAAAGGAAAGCAAAUCUAAGGAUAGUAAAUCCACAAAACCUGUUGAAAAGACAGAAUCAAAAUCUGAAAAGACAAAAGAGACCGAUAAGAAAGGUCCUGAAAAGAAAAUAGUGAAAAAAGUGGUAAAAUUAAAAGAUGGAACAAUUGUAAAGAAAGAAUCACUUGCACUUAGAUUAAAAACAAAGGGAGCUAAUCCAAAAUCUCCUGUGAAAGUUGCUAAAGUUGUAACAGCUAAAGCAGCAGUCAGUGAAAGUGAUGACAAAUCAACUUCUGUAAAUAGAUCAGGAGCUCUCAAGACAAUUCAAACUACAGAAAGUAUUAGAAACUUACCUCAAAAGGAAGCUCUGCACUCAAAGAGAAGCAAUUCUAAUCUGAUAGAAAUUAACACUCAGCAUGUUUUGCCGGAGUCGAAGAAGCCUGAAAUCAAAGAAUCAGAUGAUGAGGAGCCUAAAUCGAAGCUUGUUGAUGAAGCGAGCAAACUUGAACCUAUGGAAACUGAACAAUCGAAGAUGGAUAAAGAAAACACCGAUUUGGAAAAUAAAGAUGGUGCAAUAAAUGGAGAAGGAAGUGAUCAAACUAACAAAACCGUUGAUAAAAAGGAAGAGGUUCCAGCAAAAGAAGUCACUCCUGUAAAAUCUCAAAAGAAGGUUAAGGUCGUGAAAAAAGUUAAAAAGGUUAGAAAACUUGUUGAUGUAGAGGCUUCACAAAGUGAUUCUGCGUCAGAUUUAGAAAAGGUCAAAUCAAAAAAGAAAAAACGUGUUCAGGAGAUCAAUGAAAAUAAUGAGAACUCUGAAGAUGAAAGUCCAGCUAAAAGAAUAAAACAUGAUGCUGAAGAAGAUAUGGAAAUUAACAAAAACACUUCUAAAAGUGAAGAUCAGCUGAUGUUAUCUCCACCUGAAUUGUCAAAAUGGGAAAGGGAAGAUUACAAUGAAGACAAAUCACCAGAUCUCAGGGACAAACUCAAAAAGAAAACAGAGAAAAAACCAUUGCCAAGAUCCAUAAUUGAAAGUGCAGAGAAAGCUAUAACACAGAAACAACCAAAACCAGCUACAGUUGCCUCUGCUGUGGUGCCUGCACACCCUCAAAAGAAACCCACGGUCCAUGACCGAUUACAGAAAUCACCUGUUAGACAAAAUGACGAAAGACACCGUAAAUCUCCAGUCUCCAGUGAUCAUAAUAAAAAAUCCCCUGGCCAACAAAAAAGAAGAGUUUACAUGGAUGAUAAUCAGAAACAGAAUCAGAAAGAUGACGAUGAUGGUCGAAGGGUACUCAGUAGGGAAAACUCCAUGCAGAUUACAGUCUCUUCUGAUAAAAAUGAAAAAGAGUGUGAACGAGUUCACAGGAGAGUUUCAGAAAGUGAAAAGGUAGAUAAACGUAGGGUCUCAGAGAGUGAAAAAUCAGAUAAGCGUAAGGUAGUGGGAGGAGAAAAAAGUAAAAUUGAUGUCGCUGAAAAAUCAGAGAAAAUAGACAAGCAAAAAUCAUCUAGGAGGAAUGAAUCUCCAGAAAAAGAAAGUAGACAAAAAGUUUCAAAUAAAGUUUCCACUAAAGUGAAACAGACAAUUGCAAAGAGUGUGAAAGAUAAGAAAAAAGAAAGUAAAGAUAAUGAAAAAGUGAAAGAUACUGAUCAGUAUGAAGGAGAUAAAACAAAAAUGGAGAAAGUAAACGGACAGGAAGAAAAUACCAAAGCAGAAAAUGAAAAUCAGAUUAAAAGGAAAAAGUAUGAGAGGAAAGAGUCUGUUAUUGAUGAGUCAGCCUUUGUACCUGAUUAUAAUGAACACAGUGAUUCAGAUGUUGAAUCUGAAGGCGAAGGAUCAAGCAUGGAGGAAGAAAAAAGUGAUAAGGAAGAGAAGAAACACAAAAAACACAAAAAAGAGAAAAAGAAUAAGAAGAACAAAAAACAUAAACAUAAACAUAAAAAGAAGAAGCAUAAGAAAAACAAAGAGGAAAAGGAGACUACUAGUAAAGUUGAAUGAAAGUUCAUUCUCAUCAUUGGUGCUAUUAUUUAGGAGAAUGUGAUAGCUAACAUACUUUUAGUGCUAAAUUGGGUAUUUUUUAUUUUUUUUAAGUUUUUUAAUCUGAUGCCUACGAAAUUCAUUUGCAGUUUAUAAGGUUCUUCAACAAAGGAUUUGGGUACAUAAAUUAGAAGAGAGUACUUACAGGAGCUCUUUAGGUCCAUAGUAGUCUCUUUUGGUGGAAACCCUCUCUUGUGGGAUAUGAUUGAGUAUGGUAUGUUUGAUUUUGGAGAGAGUCAAAAAAGAUUUGUGUGGACUGUAUAAUUGUUAAUCAGUAAAAUGAUGGAUGUUGUUUAAAAUCUGUUUCUAAAACGAGAAAGUUUGACUGUUCAUUUACCUGAAUAUAUCCAAGUUUUGUAUUCCCCUAAGAUUGUAUUUUAACAGGUUUGCAGUUGCAGAAUAAGAGUGAUUUUAAUGAUAAGUUCUUAUCUUUCUAUUGAUCUUGCUUUUGGUUUGUUUAUUUGAUAUUUCUGGUUAUAUUAGAGAAAUAGUCUGUACAUACUGUCUUUGAAUUGGCUUAUUAUUCUAAUAAGGAUGUGUGUAUAAAGUUCUUCUGAUCAGAUUAGCUAGGUAUUUUAUAUAGGAUCUGGUUGUUUUGUUAUGGUCAGUAUUGGUCACUUGUGAUUAAAAGUGAAUUUGUUUUGUUAACUAAAGUAUUGAUUUUAUUCCCCAGCAAAACAGUUGGCCAUUUUUAUGUUUCAUUUCAAUAUUUAUUCUUAAAAAAAACCAUGUGCUUGUCAGCUAAUCUUAUAGCAUGGAUUCCUAUUUUAUGGUACAUUUUCUAUUUUGUGGUGCAUUAUGGGAGUGAAUGCUUUUGCCAUGUAUAGUAGUGGGAUAGAUGUAAAUAUUGUUCUGAGUUAUUUAUAGAAAAAAACAAAUCAUUCAUUCCUAUAAAUAAAAACAUUUGUAUGUAUCGUAAGUAUAUUGUAGGUAAAGUGAUUUAUUUAAUCUGAAUUAUUUAAAGUGGGAAAAAGAUGAAGAGGUCAACCUUUUAUUAUCAAUGUGUUGUUUUAGCCUUAGGAAACAUUUGGUUUUAUAAACAAUCUGUGAAAAGGAAAAUGCUAAAUAACUUGUUCUUCUAAAAGUAAGCUUUGUAACAGUUAUUGUUUUAUAUACUAUUUGAGAACAUAUGUUUGGAGGUAUGAAUGUAGAAUAUGAAUAUAAUUUUUAACAUUGAUAACCCAAGGUGGACAGUAUACAUUCAUGUAAUUUGUAUGAUAAACCUUUUUUGAUAGAAAUUUUGUAUAUAUAUUUGUAAAUACUAAUGAACUUGUACAGAAUAAAUAAUUAAAACUUCAUAUGAUGAAGUUUGUUAAAUGUACAUUUACAAGUACAUAUGUUUUGGUGUAAAUUUGGUAAAUCUAUUUAAUCAUGAGUUACAUGUCAAGUGCACAUAUAAGCUAUAGUAAGUAAUCAUUCAGGACCUCUUUUAUCAUGUUUUUCAAAGCUGUAAAUACUCAUUGCAAAGAUAUCUAAUUGUUAAACUUCAAAUUAAAAAUCAUGGUAUUACAAAAUCAUAGAUUAGCAAGGGUUUCUUAAGGGGCAUUAAGACUUAUGUUUUUUUUUGUUAAGCCAUUAAUUUUAAUGACAUGUUGCAAAUAUGAACCCAACUGUUUUGAUUUUUUGCAGAACCUCAAAUUCUCUUUGAAGAAGAGUUUUUUAUAAUAAUUAUUCUCUUCAGAAUCCUGUUUUUUUAAAUCAUUCAACUUUUUAUAAUUGCAGUAAAAAUGUGUGUAAAAAUUAUUGUUUAUUCAGAAUUGAAAUAUUUUCUCCAUUUUAUAAAUGUAUAAUUGAUAUGAAAGAGAAUGUUUAUGAGUAAAUUGUUGCAAUAACUUGAUACAGGUUAUACCUUUGUCAUUGAUUGUGUUCAUAUUAAAUGCAGUGGUGAACUGUCAAUAAAAAUGAAAAAGAAAAUUUA